GGAUAGCGGGAGUGGUUCGGGGCAGUUGGGUUGUGUGUUGGAACGGUUGGCCUCGCCUUCCCUUUUCGCCCGCGCGCGCGCCCCGCUUUUCUCCCCGUACGUCGCCAUUGCCUCUCUCGCUAUAUCAUCCCGACCUCACACGCCCCUCUUCCCCCCACCACCACACUCACAACAACUGCACAUACUCCUCAAUCUCCAUCUCCAGCUCCCCAGCAAGCUCUUCGAUUUCUUUUCUUGCCCGAAGCGUGAACGAGGAGGAUGCCGAGGCCGUGGAGACCGGUGCUGGCGUCGGCCACCAGGUGCUGCACGGCCGAGGACGCCGUGGUGGCCGCCGGGGCCGGCAACGGGCUCGCGCGCUGCCGCCCGGCGCAAUCGGAGUUCUCGCGCCGCCUCGCCUCCUUCCGCCGCUUGUCCUCCACGACCAACAGCCCCGCCACGGUCACGGACGGCAAGGACGACGAGGAGGAGGUGGCGGGGGAGCUGGGCGUCGGCCCCAUGCAGCUGCACUCCUUCAGCGUCAGCGAGCUCCGCGGCGUCACGCACGACUUCUCCAGCGGAUACCUCCUCGGGGAGGGCGGCUUCGGCAGGGUCCACAAGGGCUUCGUCGACGCCGGCAUGCGCCCCGGACUAGAGCCCCAGCCCGUCGCCGUCAAGCAGCUCGAUAUCGCCGGAUUCCAGGGACACAGGGAGUGGCUGGCGGAGGUGAUCUUCCUUGGGCAGUUCCGGCACCAGCACCUGGUGAAGCUGCUGGGGUACUGCUGCGAGGACGAGGAGCGCCUCCUCGUCUACGAGUUCAUGCCGCGCGGCAGCCUCGAGAACCACCUCUUCAGGAGGAUCUCCGCCACGCUGCCGUGGGGCACCAGGCUCAAGGUCGCCAUCGGCGCCGCCAAGGGGCUCGCCUUCCUCCACGGCGCCAAGCAGCCAGUCAUCUACAGGGACUUCAAGGCAUCCAACAUCCUCCUCGACUCGGAAUUCACGGCGAAGCUUUCGGACUUCGGGCUGGCCAAGAUGGGUCCGGAGGGUGAGGACACCCACGUGACCACCCGCGUGAUGGGCACCCACGGCUACGCGGCGCCGGAGUACGUGCAGACGGGCCACCUGACGAUGAAGAGCGACGUGUACAGCUUCGGCGUGGUACUGCUGGAGCUCCUCACGGGCCGCCGCGCCAUGGAGCACGUCCGGAGCCGGAGCGCGCACGCGGAGCAGACCAUCAAGCUCGUCGACUGGACCAGGCCCUACCUCGCCAGCAGCCGCCGGCUGCGCUGCAUCAUGGACGCCAAGCUCGCGGGCCACUACUCCGUCAAGGGCGCGCGCGCGGUGGCGCACCUGGCGGUGCUGUGCACCAGCGCGCAGCCGCGGGACAGGCCCAGCAUGGCCGCCGUCGUCGAGGCGCUCGAGCGGCUCGAAGGGUUCAAGGACAUGGCCGUCAGCGUCGGGAUCUGGCCCUCCGCGCCCGUCGCCGGGAGGAACGCGCUCUCCGCCAAGUUCCGCGCAGAGAUGAAGGGCGCCGGAGUCGGCGUCGGCGCCGUCUCGGGGCGGCGGAAGUGCGCCUCCGCCAAGCUGGCCUGAUCGAUCGAGCUUGGACCUGUCGCAUACGCCUGCCCUGCCUGCCACGUCGUCUCAAUUAGCACACAUGCAUUCUAUGUGCGCCUGCCUGUUGUGUAUGUAUAUAGUGUAAGAUCGAUCGAUUUACGAAUGUUGCGUACGUGGUGAUUGAGCAGUAAUUUGAGGAUCGGAGCUUAA
Messenger RNA from Lolium rigidum, 1743 nucleotides. Its product is annotated as probable serine/threonine-protein kinase PBL15. The transcript is spliced from 3 exons. Gene Ontology annotation, biological process: protein phosphorylation. Bases 259 to 1569 code for a protein of 436 amino acids. Gene Ontology annotation, molecular function: ATP binding; protein kinase activity. The record is from RefSeq and is a predicted model, not a curated record. NCBI's taxonomy places the organism in Eukaryota, Viridiplantae, Streptophyta, Magnoliopsida, Poales, Poaceae.